This is a messenger RNA of Hypomesus transpacificus, 1171 nucleotides long. It is a transcript of the gene fhl5, whose product is annotated as four and a half LIM domains 5. The coding region runs from base 134 to 976 and encodes 280 amino acids. Gene Ontology annotation, cellular component: nucleus; Z disc. Gene Ontology annotation, molecular function: transcription coregulator activity. The transcript has 6 exons. The record is from RefSeq and is a predicted model, not a curated record. Lineage: Eukaryota; Metazoa; Chordata; Actinopteri; Osmeriformes; Osmeridae.
CCCCCUCGAUGUAUCCCACUUAAUCCUGUUUCCCCCUCUCCAUCCCCUCUCCAUCCUCACGCCUGCUCCACUCCGCACAGCCCUCCAGCUGGCCUCUCCCUGAUCACCACAUCCACUGGGGUAAAGAGCAAUCAUGUCAGCUGAACGCUUUGACUGUCAUUACUGCAAGGACUCUCUGCUGGGUAAGAAGUAUAUUAUGAAAGAGGACACACAGUACUGCACUAAAUGCUACGAGAACCUGUUUGCCAACUGCUGUGAGGAUUGUACUCUACCCAUUGGGUGCAACUGCAAGGACCUGUCUUAUAAGGAGCGCCACUGGCAUGAGCAGUGCUUUAAGUGUGCCAAGUGCAGUCGCCCCCUAGUGGAGAAGCCCUUUGCUGCCAAGGACGAGCUUCUGCUCUGCACUGACUGCUACUCCCAUGAGUACUCCUCCAAGUGCACCACCUGCAAGAAGACCAUAAUGCCUGGCUCCCGCAAAAUGGAGUACAAGGGGAACAGCUGGCAUGAGACCUGCUUCCUUUGCCACCGCUGCCAGCAGCCAAUGGGAACCAAGUCCUUCAUCCCCAAAGACACCGGCUACUUCUGCGUGCCCUGCUUUGAGAAGCAGUUUGCCUACCAGUGCUGCGCCUGUAAGAAAGCCAUCACCACUGGUGGGGUGACCUACAACGACAAGCCCUGGCACCGGGAGUGUUUCCUAUGCAUCGGCUGUAAGAAGCAGCUGUCCGGCCAGCGCUUCACCUCCAGAGAGAACUUCCCCUACUGCCUUGAUUGCUUCAGCCACCUCUAUGCUAAGAAGUGUGUGGGCUGCACCGAGCCCAUCACCAGCCUGGCCGGGGCUAAGUACAUCUCAUUCGAGGAGCGUCAGUGGCACAGCGAGUGUUUCACCUGCAUGCAGUGCUCCGUGUCCCUGGUGGGCCGCGGCUUCCUCACCCAGCGUGACGACAUCCUCUGCACCGACUGCGGCCGCGAGAAGUGACCUCGCCCUGGCGUCGCAACCCUCCAACGGGCCACUGCAGAGCACCAGACCAGCGUUGAGGAACACCAAGCUUGUUGGUCAUUUAUUAACGAAUCCUAAUGCGUACAUCAAGUCUUUCUUUUCACUGCACUCAUAUUUACCGUGGUGGACGACUGUGUCUUGGCCUCUGUAAUAAAAAGAACUGGGUGUCCUGUU